Stylonychia lemnae is the source of this 315-nucleotide messenger RNA. The record is from the annotation of a GenBank genome assembly. NCBI's taxonomy places the organism in Eukaryota, Ciliophora, Spirotrichea, Sporadotrichida, Oxytrichidae.
AUGGAGAUUUUAUAAAAAAAGCAAAACUUUUCGCAGCAAAUGCCAAUGGACUCAGAUUAACUUCUUCAUCAAAUCUUCUAAAUUGGGAUGUAACUCAUUCUCGUCUCGAUACAAAUUACUUAUAAAAAGAUGGUUAGGGAUCUGCUUGGUGUCCCUUACUUGCAAAUUUAGAAAAAUAAGAGUACAUCUAGAUAUCUUCAUCAGUAGUUGAAUACUGGGAUCACCUAAUCAUUCAAGGAGCAGCAGAUUAAGACUAUUGGAUUAAAUCAUUUACUAUUGCCUACUCUGAAGACGAUGACGAAUUCAAGAUUAUGA